This is a messenger RNA of Eublepharis macularius, 1806 nucleotides long. It is a transcript of the gene WDSUB1, whose product is annotated as WD repeat, sterile alpha motif and U-box domain containing 1. Gene Ontology annotation, biological process: protein ubiquitination. The transcript is spliced from 11 exons. The record is from RefSeq and is a predicted model, not a curated record. Lineage: Eukaryota; Metazoa; Chordata; Lepidosauria; Squamata; Eublepharidae. Bases 118 to 1560 code for a protein of 480 amino acids. Gene Ontology annotation, molecular function: ubiquitin-protein transferase activity; protein binding.
AUGUUUGUCACGUGACUGUAUGCAGGCCUUGUUUUGCUUCUGCGCUGCGGUUCUCCCGUCUAGGAAUAAGGGAAAGAGAGCCACGGCGCAGCCGCAGGAAAAAGAUAACCUUAUGAAAUGGUGAAAUUAAUUUGUACUUUAGCAGAUCACAGUGAUGAUGUCAACUACUGUGCCUUCUCCUCUUCCUUCUUGGCUACGUGUUCCUUGGACAAAACUAUCCGUCUGUAUUCUUUAAGUAAUUUUGAAGAGCUUCCUUACUCGCCAUUAAAAGGCCACACUUAUGCUGUCCACUGCUGCUGCUUUUCUCCUUCAGGACACAUUUUAGCUUCUUGUUCUACAGACGGCAACACAGUUCUAUGGAAUACUCAAAAUGGACUGAAACUAGCAGUUCUUGAGCAUCCCUGUAGGAACCCUGUAAGAAUUUGUAGAUUUUCCCCAGAUUCCAUGUACUUGGUUUCAGGAGCAGCUGAUGGCAGUGUAAUUCUAUGGAAUGUUCAGUCUUUGAAAGUGCACCGAUCUGGCAGUGUUAAAGAUGGUUCUUUAGUAGCCUGUGCAUUUGCUCCUAAUGGAAACUUCUUUGUGACAGGAUCAUCAUGUGGAGAUUUAACUGUUUGGGAUGACAAAAUGAGGUGCUUGUAUAAUGAGAAAGCUCAUGAUCUUGGAGUCACCUGCUGUGACUUUUCUUCACAGCUUGUUUCAGGUGAUAAACAAGAAUUCCAGAUGGCCUCUUCUGGUCAGGAUAAUAUCAUUAAGAUAUGGCUUGUUUCAUCUGCUGAUCCCAUAGGCAUUGAAUUAAAAUGUAAAUGUACAUUAAGUGGACAUACUGCUCCAGUUCUGGCUUGUGCUUUUUCCUCUGAUGGACAAACAGUAGUUUCUGGAUCUGUGGACAAAACUGUUGUUAUUUUUGAAGCUAACACAGGGAACAUCCUACACACUUUGACUCAGCAUACCAGGUAUGUUACAACUUGCGCCUUUGCACCCGAUAUUCCAUUAUUUGCUACAGGUUCUAUGGAUAAAUGUGUGAACGUCUGGCAGUUUGAACCAAAACAAUUUUAUACUGGAACUACAUUAAGAGAGAGUCCAAACAAGUCCAUUGAGAACUGGUCAGAAGAAGAUGUUUCAAUUUGGCUAUGUAAACAUGGUUUAAAAGACCUAGUUGAGAUUUUCAAAAAGAAUAACAUUGAUGGUAAAGAACUGCUGAGUCUUACAAAAGAGAGUUUAGCUGAUGACUUAAAAAUUGAAUCUCUAGGCCUUCGCAGUAAAGUGUUGCGGAAUAUUGAAGAACUGCAGAUUGAGAUGCAAUCUACCUGCGAGGCUGUGCCUGAUGAAUUCCUGUGUCCGAUAACAAAGGAACUUAUGAAAGAACCAGUCAUUGCUGCAGAUGGCUACUCUUACGAGAAGGAGGCAAUGGAAAACUGGAUCAUUAAUAAAAGGCGCUCCAGCCCCAUGACAAAUCUCCCUCUUCAGAGACUUGGACUUACCCCAAACAGAACUUUGAAAAUGGCCAUCAAUCGCUGGUUAGAAUCACAGCCAACACACAGUCCAAAACCACUGUCUUAAAUAAUUUGAAUAUUCUUUCAAAUUCAAGGAAAUGAAGCUGGAGAUGGGUAAUUUAGAUUGUGUAUUGGUGCAGGUACCUGUCUUGUCUAUAAAUGCAUAUUGCAGUUAAACUCCUUUACACUUAAAUGUGAACAAUUGGGGGGAAAUUGAAAAUUUCUGUAGACUCUUAUUAAAGUAAACUGAAUAAUCAUAAGAAAUGUUCACUCAAAAAAUAAAGCUGUUGACAAAGGAAUCUUUUACAACUAA